Molecule: messenger RNA, 1527 nt
Organism: Rotaria socialis
Lineage: Eukaryota; Metazoa; Rotifera; Eurotatoria; Philodinida; Philodinidae
Source: the annotation of a GenBank genome assembly
AUGAACGCACAAUUUUAUGACACGGGAGAAAUUGAUAUCGUUCAUGAAAAUAGUUUUCAUAAAGUUGGAGAUUAUCAACUUCGCAUUUCGCAGCCACGGACAAUGGCUCCUACUUCUCAUUAUGAACAUACUGUGCCUUGUCGGCUUAUAGCAGACCCAAUAAUGACUGACCAAUUUCUGUUUGAUGUUCACUUUAAUAAAAGUUAUUUUGGACUAACACCCCCUGGCGUUGAUAUACCAUUUUGGGAUCAUUUAUGCAUUUUUUCAUACUUUUUUAUCAAAAUGAAAUCGUACGAUAAGGUCGACUCAUUUCUAAAACAGUUUUCCAUCGCCGUACUAGAACGAAGUCGAAGAUUUUCAAAUGAAAAUUUGAAUUUAUUCUUUCAAACUUGCCGUAAAUACUACAAUACAAUCGAACAAAAAGUUAAACAAGAUCUACUAGCACUUAAAACUCUCAUUCGUGUCAUGCGCGUUGUACCCAUUAAUCAAGAAAAUAUGAUUGUUAGAAGUGAAGCAGCUGUGUUCUUCGCAUCAACCGUUCUUAAAACUUUAUCAGAAAAAUGUCAGGCUCUCUGGUCAACGCUCAUCGACACAGAGUGGUCAUCAUUUCGUGAAGGUCUAGUAAUACUAUGUUGUAUAAAAGCAUUCUGGCAUCACGAUUCUGAAGAGGAUCGAAAUGAACCUUUUAAUUUACUUUCAAUGAUACCCGACCAGGAACAACGACAAGAAAUAACAGCGACGUUACUUAGUUUACUCAGUGACCUACGAUGGAUUCCGAGAAGAAAUCAGGAAACAGCUCUUUAUACAUUAGUUGGGCACGAUCAUCUUACAUUAGAACAUCUCGAAGUGGCAGCUUCACUCGAGACAUAUAUUAGUUAUCUGACUCAAAUUGUAACAACUCAUCCAAAAAAUGACAAUGAAUUGCACGAAAGGAUUCAUCUGCAACUUAAUAAAUUACUGACACAAAAUCGUUUUCCACUCGAACUUGCAGAUAUUGCAUUCGUUUUAAAUUAUAUGAAAACUCAAACGACUGAAGUUCAUGAUGAUAUUACCGAAGUUGCAAUGAAAAGAGUCAAAACUGUGUUUGAAAAAAAUGAUUUACUGUGGGACACGGUGAUCAGGAUUUUGAAUGAAAAGAAUAACCGUAUUACGCCAAAAGAAUUUCCAUUCAUUCAAAAUAUUAUCUUUGAUUCUUACAAUCCAUAUUUUUUGCAUGGUAUUAAUGUUCAAGAAUAUCUUAAGCGUAUGCUCAGCCGUCGAGAUGAUCGAACAGUAGAUUAUUUUAUUGAAUGGUUUCGAUAUUUUCUUUGUGGUUCUGUUCCAGAUUGGCUUGACUUUCAAAAUCUACUUAAUGACUGGACGGAAUGCUUUGUUUCACAAAAAGAUUUGUUCUCAAAAAUCAUUGAAAAAAUAGACGUUCUCGUCAAUUUGUGGAUAAAGGCUGCCCCACAAAAUAUUCAACGUGCAGUAUUUUUUCUGAAACAUAUGGUAGCUCAAUGUUUUCGGCAGGGUAAGCAUGAUUGCUAA